Micromonas pusilla CCMP1545 is the source of this 2698-nucleotide messenger RNA. RefSeq lists its product as uncharacterized. The transcript has 2 exons. The coding region runs from base 1 to 2634 and encodes 877 amino acids. Lineage: Eukaryota; Viridiplantae; Chlorophyta; Mamiellophyceae; Mamiellales; Mamiellaceae. The record is from RefSeq and is a predicted model, not a curated record.
AUGUCGUCGCGCGCACAACCCGCGCGGAAGCCGUGGGGCGCGUCCGCGGAGUUUGGACGAGGCGCGCGCGCGCCCUUCUACGACGCGCCCUCCUCAGAUCUCGCGGCGACGCGCGACGCGGGCGGGGGAGGAACGACGAAAACGACGACACGGCGUUCCCUGCGCGAGGUGCGCGCGAACGAGCCGUCGCCGCGGCCGCGUUUGAACGCGAAGCCGACGACGACGAAAGGGGGCGCGUCAAAAAAGGCGCCGUCGCGCAGGACGUCAAAGGACGCGAAGAAGCGCUCGCCCGCGGCGUCGCCGAGGAAGGCGUUCGGGAUCGCCCGCGACGAUGAGAACGAAUUCUCAUUCUCCGCGCUCGCGGGCGACGGCGACGCGUGGAAAAACCUCCCCGCGUCGCCGUCGCCGUCCGCGGCCGGGUGCUCGCUGCACGACCUCGGCGCGGAGGAGAAGCGCAAGGUCGCGAAGCUGAUCCGUCAGGUGGUGGAGUACGCGGACGCGCGCAAGAAGCUCGAGGCGGGGCUCAAAGAAUCGACGGAGGCGAUGGCGCGCGAGAGGGAACGCGCGCGACGCGCGGAGGAGGAGGCGGAGAGCGUCAAGGCGAAGCUCUCGAACGCGUUCGCGCUGAUCCGGUCGUACCAGGCGCAGAUUCGUGCGAAGGACGACGAGCUCGCGCGGCGCGCCGUCGUCGUCGCGGCGCCGUCGCCGUCGCCGUCGCCGCCCGCGAAAGCAGCGCUCGUCGAGGCGCCGACGAGCGGAGCCGUCGUCGUCCGCGCCGCGACCGCCGCCGCCGCCGCGGAGCUGGAAGCCGCGGCGACGCCGCACGACGUCGAGGAGGAGGAGGAGGAGGAGGAGGACGAGCCCGCCGAGGAAUCUGAACCUGAACCCGGCACGCCGCCGGUCGCGACGACGCGCGCGCUGGUCGUCGCCGCCGCCGCGUCGUCGCCGUUCAUCCCCGGGCUGUCCCCCGCGUCGUCGCGCGAUCUCAGACGGCUGAUCCGGCUCGCGGGCGCGCCGCCGCCUCCCACCGCGGUCGUCGUCAAGGCGGCGGGCGGGAGCGGGAACGAAAAAUCGAGCAAGAUGGCGAGCGCGGCGGCGGCGGCGGCGGCGCGGGUGAUGCAGCACAGAGAGAGCGCAGAGAGCCCGACGACGGCGGCGACUGAGAACGGCCCUGAGACGCCGUCGCCGGCGGCGACGUUGAAGCUGACGCUGUCGCCGUCGCCGUCGCCGGAGGGGAUGGGCGCGGGGGAAACCGAGUCCACGACGCCGCUUUUGCCGCAGGAGGUGAGGGAUGCUGCCGCGGCGGCCGCGGCGGCGGAUCCGAACGACGCGCUCGUCGCCGCGCUCGCCGCGGGCGCGGCGGCGGCGGGGGAGGCGCGCGGGGCGAACGGCGAAGGCGCGACGCCGCCGCCGCCGCCGCCGACGACGCGACAGAACCGCGUGCUUCGGUUCGAUCCGUCCGUCGGCGCGGCCGGGGCGUUUUACUUCUCCGACGCGUCGGUGACGCCGCCGACGGCGGCGACGACGGCCGCCGCGGCGAGCGCGAUCAGCCCGUCGUCCUGGAACGUCGACCCCGGAGAAGAAGAAGCGUUAAGAACCCUGAAUCCGCCCGCCGCGGCGCCGCCCGCCGUCCCUGGGUUGGACCAAGGCGCGGACGCGUUCGGGUCGUUCGAAGCCGCGGAAGCGUACGCGGAAACCGCUGUGAAGUUAGAAGACACCGAGACGGCGUGGGCGGAAGCGCGCGCGGCCGCGGACGCCGCGGAAGCGCUCGUGGCGUCGCGUCGCGACGGCGGCGGCGGCGGCGGCGGCGUCAAAAAGGUUUUCAAAAUCGUCCGCGCCGCGGAGGUGCAGACGUCCCCGCCCGUCGCGCCUCGCGCGGCGACGCGUGAGGCUGCGGUGUGCUUCACCGCGUCUCCGAACGCGCCGGCGUCGCCGGACGUGCCGCAGCCGCCGGCGUCGUUCAUGUUCGCGCCGCGGGGGCGGUCCGGUCUCGUCGAGGACGCGGAGGACUCAGCCGCCGCCGCCGCCGCGCCGCCGCCGCCGCCGCCGGCUGCCGUUCUCGACGAACCGGUUCCCCCGGCGCCGAGCGCGGCGCCGAGCGCGGCGACGCGCCAUCGCGUGCUGACGCCCGAGGAGAUCGCGCGGCGCGCGGAGAUGGCGUCGCGGUUGCUCGCGGGCGAACGGUCCGCGGCGGCGGCGGGGUAUUCGCCCGCGGCGUCGCCGUCGCUGUCCGUCCCGGAUCAGCGGACGCGUUUCGUCGCCGCCGCCGCCUCGGAGCGAGCGAAACCCCCCGUUUCGGAGGACACGCCGGAGCUGGUCGUGGAGGUAUCGCCAGAAGAGGAGCCGACGACGUCGGCGAAGCCGUGCGCGCACGAUAAAACGGUCGAUUUACGGCCGUUAUCGUACGGCACGACUGGGUUCGACGCGUCUUUGGUGGAUUUAAUCGACGAGGUGGAGGCGAUGGGGGGUUCGGUCGGUCGGUUACACGUCGACGGCGGCGGCGGCGGCGGCGGCUCCGCGCGGAAGAAGCCCGCGAGCGGCCCCGGGGGGAAGAAGACGAAGGGUAAGAAGCCGGCGCCGAGCAAGAGGCACGCGCAGGCGCCGGGGUGGUACACGAAUUACAGGAGUUUUUGAUCGCAGUCGAUGAAAGCACUGUUGUUAGUUUCAUUAAACGUAUGGACAUUCGUUCCUCCCCCCC